Molecule: messenger RNA, 1506 nt
Organism: Phytophthora megakarya
Lineage: Eukaryota; Oomycota; Peronosporomycetes; Peronosporales; Peronosporaceae
Source: the annotation of a GenBank genome assembly
AUGGGGAAUUGGAGGUCGCAUUGCGUGAACUGGAAGCAUGUCGCUCAUGGGGCGUCAACCUGGGACCAACUAUGUGAGGACCUGGACGCGUUGUUGUACAGACUACGAUACUGGAAUAUCUCUGUGAGCUUACCGAAAAGCGAAUUCGGAAAGUUGACCAUCCCAUUCCUCUCUCAUGAAGUGAGUGCGGACGGAAUCAGGGCCUUGCCGAAGAUUGUCAAAGGCAUAGAGGAUCUACCGUUCCCGUCGACGUAUAAGGGAGUGCAGUCCUUCUUAGGAAGCCUUAACUACUACAAUAAGUUUAUCGAAGACUUACCAGUAGUUGCCGCUGUGCUCUAUGAACUAGACGAAGAACGUGUACGUGCUGGAGGGAAUAUGGAAGCCGCAAAGGAGUCUUUCGAGAUACUGAAACACAGAAAUAAGCCUUUCGUGAUCAUUCCGCAUGCUAACCCGUGGGCGGCGUGUGCGGUUUUGGGUCAGGAGCAUGAGGGACUCAUACACCCCGUGCGAUUUACUGGCAGAGUGUUGAAGGAAUCAGAGCUACGUUAUCAUAUAGCUGAGAAGGAAGUGCUCGCAAUCUUGGGGACUCUGGAAGUUUUCAGACCUCCGAUCCAUGGAUCAGAAUUCCCAGUUGUGGUGUAUACGCGCUACUCGGUGUUAAAGUGGUUACUAGGGUCCAACACUGCAGAUGGGCGACAUCUGAAGUGGGGGUUGAAACUAUCAAGAUGGACGCUGGGAAUCCAUCGGACUCAGAAAGAUGAGGACGGCCUCGCGGCCAUCCUUGGGUCUGGUAUUACUCCCAGGGAACAUUUAGAUAAAGUGGCAGAGACUCUGAUUCCCGCCGAAGGACGUCUGAAAGUGAUGCCACCAGUGAGUCUGGAAAUGUUGGAAGCAGAUUACCAAGGCUACGUUCUGAGUUUUGAUGGUGCUGCGAAGGUUUGUACUCGCCGAGGAAGUUGUGGAUGCAUACUGUGGAAACUGCCAGGGUGGCAGAUUGUGAAAGCUGAAGGACACAUCCUUGAAGGUGUGACGGUCAAUAAUGCUGAAUACCAUGGUUUGAUUCUGGGAUUAAAGCUCGCUAUGAAGAAUGAUGUCAAGGAGCUUGUGGCAGUCGGUGAUUCCCGAAUCGUCGUCCAACAGGCUCAGGGUCUGAUUAAUUGCAACCAACCUAACUUGCAACGACGUCUAGCUGAGUAUGAGGAUCUCAGGAAGAAUGUUGUGUCGGUGAAGUUGAUUCAUGUUAAACGUGAGUUUAACCAAGCGGCCGACUACCUGACCUCUAAGACUCUCGUGCUUGGAGAAUCCUGGGAGCUCGAUAACCCCGACGAAAUAGUGCAUUUACGUCUCGUAUCCAGAAUCCCUGAAAAGGUCAUGAAGCCUUCAGAAAUCCCAAGCACCUCUGCGACUGAUGCGGUUUGUUCAGACCAAGUCAGACUCGGAGUGGAUAUUCUUGAUGCCGGGAUACCAGUGUGUUUAGCUACCGCGACUGAAGCAUUGAUGGUGUGA